Molecule: messenger RNA, 1026 nt
Organism: Capsicum annuum
Lineage: Eukaryota; Viridiplantae; Streptophyta; Magnoliopsida; Solanales; Solanaceae
Exons: 5
Coding region: 1-1026 (341 amino acids)
Molecular function (GO): protein dimerization activity
Source: RefSeq, a predicted model, not a curated record
AUGGCAGAUAUUGCUUUUAUGCAAAAUGGCUUUAAGGGUUGGAACAAUGCUUUGGAGAGGUUCGAAACUCAUAUUGGAGAGGUUAAUAGCAUCCACAACAAGUGUUUCAACAUGAUGAUUGACUUGAUAAAUCAAUCACAAUCUAUAUGUACAUCUUUUGACAAACAUUCUAAGAAAGAAAAAAAUGAAUCUCAUCAUCGCUUGAGUGCUUCAAUUGAUGAGGCAAGGUUUCUUUUGAGAUUAAGAUUGUCAUUUCAUGGUCAUGAUGAGAGUGUAUCAUCUACAAAUAGAGAUAUUGUUGAUGCUUGUACAAAAGAAACAAUCAAGGUUAUCAUGGAAGACUUAGAUGGUGAUUAUUUCAGGAUAAUAGUUGCUGAAUCAAAAGAUAUAUCACAUAAGGAGCAAAUGGAACUUGUUCUGCGAUAUAUUGACAAAAAAGGUGAAGUGAUAGAGCGAUUUAUUGGUGUUGUCAAUUUGCAACUGACACUCGUGUCUCUUGUGAAGAAGAAUUUAGAUGUGGAUGAUUUUUUUUGUUUAGUAACUAAUGUGUUGAAUAAUGUUGGAGCAUCUUAUAAGCGCAGGAAUUUGCUUACACAACAUCAAGCUGCAAAGUUAGAGGAAUUGAUCAUUUCUGGUAGUGAAGUGCCCACAGGAUGGGCUUUUGGAAUCUUUACGCAAAGGAAUGAUGGUUUACGUUCUACCUCGAAAUACGGGGUGUUACAGAUUCCAAAAAUAGAUGCUCGCUACAUUCCUGAAGUAUUGGUUGAAUCAGAAUUGCAUCAGAUUUGGCCUCUUGUUUAUUUGCUCAUCAAGUUGACUCUCAUUCUUCCCGUUGCUACUGCUUCUGUGGAACGAUCUUUCUCUUCUACGAACUAUAUCAAAAAUGAACUCCGCAACAACAUGGGUGAUGAAUUUUUAAAUGGUUGUUUAGUUUGCUAUGUAGAGCGUAAGAUAUUUGCAACUGUAAAUAAUAAUGCUAUUAUUCAUCAUUUUCAAAAUAUAAAAAGUCAUCGAGCACAGUUGUGA